AUGUACUGGCUAAAUGGAGUCCCCCGGGUGUACGCGGUCAAUGGACCUAGCAUUCCUUUGACAUCAUCGCCGAGCGAUCAAGAAGAACCUACAAACGAGUUUCCCGAAGAUGAGGGUAUUCAGCGUGAGAAACCCGCCGUCGUGCCGGAGGACCAGAAGCCCCCCGCCGCAUGGGCCGAGGAGGUCAUUAAGGGCCUCUGUAACUCGAGGAACGGACAGUUGUUUGCGACGAUGACGGAGUCUUCUAUUUCAGUUUGGCAAACCAAACCUACUGUCGUGGUAGCUACCGUCGCUCGAUCUCAAACAUCAUUAAAAGCUUAUGGCCCAAAUGUGUCUCUCCUCCUACACCCCGAUUCCACCAUUCUAGUUGCGCAAACCCAGAAUGGAUAUUUACUUACAUACACCGUGGCCUCAGAUGCCAAUACCCGAGUCUAUCAGCAACAGUUUGAUCACUCUAACCCGCACCGCCGUCAACAACUUGCGCGUCAUUUUGGAAGCGAAGAGUUCAAUGGAAUUAAAGACGUCAGCAUCCGGUUUAGAAUGGCCAUCAAAGUAGAGUCCGGUAUUGUGGGAGCAUUGGCCUUGGAUAACGAACUUGUUGUGGCCACCCUCAAACCCGCCGCUAUUCAAUGCAUCCGCUGGACUCCGGACAAGAAUGGCACGCAAACGACCUCGGAACUACUGAGUCGAAUACUCAAUACGCCCAAGAAAAUCACAGUAACUGAAAUGGUCUAUGAUCGAGCUAUGAGUCUUUUAAUAUGGAUCACAAGCGAUGGGCAUGCCUAUACUGUACAGAGAAAGACAGAUGCGCCCGAAACAGAGCAAUCCGCCAAACUCUUCAAAGGUCACUGUUUCCAUACUCCUACAAGCGACAACGACAAGGCAAUCAAAGCCGCUGUGAAUGCAAGGUUUUCUUUACUCGCAGUCAGUUGCAGCAAUGGCGAUAUUUUAGUAUAUACAGCAAAGGAUUACGUCGGGAACGUGGUACUUUCACACAGACUCCAACCACCUGCCUCGACUAAGGCUACAGGAGAUUUGACCUUUAUGAGCUAUUCACCUGACGGUUACUGCCUCUUCGCGGGUUUUCAGAAGGGCUGGGCUAAUUGGAGUGUCUUUGGCAAACCCGGAGGUAACAGCUUCACAGCCGAUCGCUCUCUAGCUGAAAGCAAUUCUGAAGACUGGCUGACUGGGGUAUCAAUGGGAUGCUGGAUUGGAGGUGGCUCUGAUAUUAUAUUAUCAGCUCAAAAUGAUCGCCGACUGUGGUUACUGGAAACAGCGCGCAGCGCUUUGACGGGGUGUUACUCACCAGCGAACUUGUCCAGGGCACUCUUGCAAACUGGGACCGAGAUUAUAUUAUACCGAGGCCACGAUCUACCAGAUUUGAUGACGAUCUCUGGAAAGGACUCCUUGUGGCACCAUGCACAAUAUCCGCCUGCAUACCUUCAUGCACAGUGGCCUAUUCGUGCCUGUGUCGUGUCACAGGAUGGCCGAUAUGUUUCUAUUGCAGGACGAAGAGGUCUUGCUCAUUAUAGCGUCAGUAGUGGUCGCUGGAAGACAUUUGAAGACUCAAGUGUGGAGAAUUCUUUCGCUGUACGAGGGGGUAUGUGCUGGUAUGGUCAUAUUCUAAUUGCAGCUGUUGAAAGCAAUGGCUCGUAUGAGCUUCGUUUGUAUUCCAGAGAGUUGCCUCUGACCAAUCAUAACAUCUUACAUACUGAGUACCUGCCUUCACCUGUCGUUUUUAUUGGGCCUUCAGGCGAAGAUUCACUUCUCGUAUACACUUAUGACAACAUACUCUAUCACUACGUGAUAAAUUCCACGUAUGGUAGCGUGUCUUUGGUACCUGUAGGGCAGAUCGCAUUUUACGGGAUUGUGCGAGCGCCUACGAGGGUUCGUUCCAUUAGUUGGAUCCUGCCAGAAGAGCAGAUGCGAAAUGGAGACCCUUCACAAGAUGUCAAGGUGGCAUCGGUUUUAUUGCUCGUAGAUGGCAAUCUGGUUCUGUUGCAGCCAUCCGUAUCCGACACUGGAGAUUUGAAAUACGAUAUGCGUAUAGUUGCCCAAGAUGUAGAAUACUACGUCUUGAUGCGGGAUCAACUAUCCUUCAAUUUCUCCCCGCCGGCAGAAGAGCCAGUGCCUAGCAGUCCUUCGGCUGAAGUUGUUCUCAAAGCGGCUCAAAGCAAUCUGUCCCUCAGAGAUUCACUGUGGAUGUUCUGCGGACGGGAUCUCGUUGCAUGGAGCGAUGUUCAAGAGAUUCUGCAGCGUGAAGAUGUCCCAAAGCCACUUCCCGUUCCGGUGGACUUUUAUCCAUUAUCAGUUCUAUUGAACAAAGGGAUCAUACUUGGAGUAGAGUCCGAGAUGAUUCAAAGGCGCGACAUAACCUUCUCCAUCUUAAAAUAUGCUAUACGAACACACCUUUUCCUGCCAUACUUCCUCCAGCAUAGUCUAGCCAGUGUUGACAUGCCGUCAGCUCUUUCACUAUCACACUACUAUUCUCACCUAUCAUAUUUCCCCCAUGCUCUCGAAGUACUUCUUCAUCAUGUUCUAGACGACGCUGUUGAUGGCCCCAACCGAGACGAAUCACUGCCACUACUGCCGUCUGUCAUUUCAUUUCUGCAAGCCUCGCUUCCGGCAGACGUCUAUCUUGAUAUCGUAGUGCAGUGCACGCGAAAGAAUGAGAUUCGCUCAUGGCGCACUCUAUUCGCGCAUCUUCCACCGCCGAAAGACUUGUUUGAGCAAGCAUUGAAACUCAGAUCACUGAAGACCGCAGCAGGUUACCUACUAGUUCUCCAAGCCCUUGACGAUGAAGACGAAGAGACUAGCAAGGCCAGAACCGAAGAUUCUGCAGUACGGUUACUUGGACUUGCGGCUCACAAAAGCGACUGGGACCUCUGCGCCGAACUGGCCCGGUUUUUGAUUGCACUUGAUGGAUCCGGAGAAAUGCUGCGCCGCACGAUUGACCGAGUCGGCAUUCGACGUUCUAUGACGGGACAAAAACCGGGAAACCCUACAGAGACUUCUAAUCGGAACAUGCGCGGUUUGGGUUUGACUCUGGGCAUCCCUGCGGUACCGUCAUCUCUUUCUCCACGACGCACACAACACCGCCGUCGAAAGGGCAGCGAUAUGUCAUCAAUUGCCAGCGAUGGCACAGCAUCCAACCUCUCGCCAAUCAUGUCAAAAACCGAUGACGAAGGCGCGUCUGUCUCUGAAGGUGGAAGCAGUGGACUCGAUGACUCCUAUCAUAUUUCUUAA
Molecule: messenger RNA, 3246 nt
Organism: Talaromyces marneffei
Lineage: Eukaryota; Fungi; Ascomycota; Eurotiomycetes; Eurotiales; Trichocomaceae
Exons: 5
Coding region: 1-3246 (1081 amino acids)
Biological process (GO): retrograde transport, endosome to Golgi; intracellular protein transport
Cellular component (GO): Ric1-Rgp1 guanyl-nucleotide exchange factor complex; cytosol; Golgi membrane
Molecular function (GO): protein binding
Source: RefSeq, a predicted model, not a curated record